Helianthus annuus (common sunflower) is the source of this 1752-nucleotide messenger RNA. RefSeq names its product 4-hydroxy-3-methylbut-2-enyl diphosphate reductase, chloroplastic. The record is from RefSeq and is a predicted model, not a curated record. Lineage: Eukaryota; Viridiplantae; Streptophyta; Magnoliopsida; Asterales; Asteraceae. Gene Ontology annotation, molecular function: 4-hydroxy-3-methylbut-2-enyl diphosphate reductase activity; metal ion binding. Gene Ontology annotation, biological process: isopentenyl diphosphate biosynthetic process, methylerythritol phosphate pathway; dimethylallyl diphosphate biosynthetic process. The transcript is spliced from 10 exons. Bases 75 to 1532 code for a protein of 485 amino acids.
UAAAUAAAAUAAAAUAAAAUAAAAAAAAAAACCACGAAAUGACAAUAAAACAUGGAUCACGAUUCACGAGAUAAAUGGGGCACUCAGUAUUAACUUCUUCCUUCGUUCUCACCUUCAAACACACACCAUUUCACACACACACAAUUCCAUCAAUGGCUUCUCUUCAACUAACACCUCUCUCCACUCGCACAGAUCUCUUUCUUCCGGCCAUUAGAGUUUUCCGAUGCCGUAAACAACCUCUCUCCGUCCGAUGCUCCGCCGGAGAAUCAUCUUCUUCUUCUUCCUCCGUUGGUUCUGAUUUUGACGCCAAGGUUUUCCGGCACAAUUUGACCAGAAGCGAUAACUAUAAUCGGAAAGGCUUCGGACAUAAGAAGGAGACUCUUGAGCUCAUGAAUCAAGAGUAUACUAGCGAUAUCAUAAAGACUUUGAAGGAAAAUAACUAUGAAUAUACAUGGGGAAAUGUUACCGUAAAGCUUGCAGAAGCUUAUGGCUUUUGUUGGGGCGUUGAGCGUGCCGUUCAGAUUGCUUAUGAAGCCAGGAAACAGUUCCCUGAUGAGAAGAUAUGGAUCACAAAUGAAAUUAUUCACAAUCCAACUGUUAAUAAGAGGCUAGAAGACAUGGAAGUUAAAGAUAUCCCCAUUGAGGAUGGAGAGAAACAGUUUGAUGUUGUCGAUAAGGGCGAUGUUGUAAUUCUUCCUGCGUUUGGAGCUGCAGUAAACGAGAUGUUGACGUUGAGUAACAAACAAGUACAAAUAGUCGAUACCACAUGCCCUUGGGUGUCAAAGGUGUGGAACUCUGUCGAGAAGCACAAGAAGGGGGACUACACUUCGAUAAUUCAUGGUAAAUAUUCUCAUGAGGAGACAGUAGCAACAGCUUCUUUUGCUGGAAAGUAUGUAAUUGUAAAGAACAUGGAUGAGGCAACAUAUGUGUGUGAUUACAUUCUUGGUGGUGAACUUAAUGGAUCUAGCUCAACCAAAGAAGCUUUUCUAGAGAAAUUCAAGUUUGCAGUUUCUAAGGGUUUCGAUCCGGACAAAGAUCUUGUCAAAGCUGGUGUUGCGAACCAAACUACAAUGCUAAAGGGGGAAACAGAGGAGAUAGGGAAAUUAUUAGAGAGGACUAUGAUGCAAAAGUUUGGAGUAGAAAACAUCAACCAACACUUCAUAAGUUUUAACACCAUCUGUGACGCUACUCAGGAGAGACAAGAUGCUAUGUAUAAGUUGGUAGAUGAAAAAUUAGAUCUUAUGUUAGUAGUUGGCGGGUGGAACUCAAGCAAUACCUCACAUUUACAAGAGAUCGCAGAGGAGCGCGGGAUUCCGUCUUAUUGGAUUGACAGUGAACAAAGAAUCGGUCCUGGAAACCGAAUAGCUUACAAGUUGAUGCAUGGUGAAUUGGUUGAAAAAGAAAACUGGCUACCGAAGGGCCCAGUCACAAUUGGUGUCACAUCUGGUGCAUCUACCCCUGAUAAGGUUGUGGAAGAUGCUCUACUGAGAGUAUUUGAGAUCAAAAGUGAAGAAGCCCUGCAACUUGCAUAGAUUAGGGGUGUAUUCCUAACAAGAAUCAAAUAGUAUUGCAUCUUGCAGCACAACGUACUUUUAUGUACACAAUCUAUUGUGUGUAUAAUUAUUUUAGACUCUAUCGAUAUCGAAACACACCCUUCUAAUAUGAAAAAUGGCUUUUAGGGGUGUACAAAAAUUAGUCCCAACAAACAAAAACAUUCUCUUAUAUUUAAUCUUUUAGCAAAAAUGUCUUCAA